Molecule: messenger RNA, 291 nt
Organism: Echinococcus granulosus
Lineage: Eukaryota; Metazoa; Platyhelminthes; Cestoda; Cyclophyllidea; Taeniidae
Exons: 3
Coding region: 1-291 (96 amino acids)
Source: RefSeq, a predicted model, not a curated record
AUGCUCACAUUGAUUCCGACUCUCACUAAUUUCAUGCAAGCAAUGACUUGCUUGGGCCUUCCUCUUCGAUUGGUCAUCAUCCUUACAGCUCUUGGCGUCAUUACGUGUACGCCGUGGGGAUUGCGGGAUUACGAGGCCGAGGGGAGGAGUGACCUCGAUCCCCUCUGGCUGACUAGACUACUUGAGCGUCAGGAGCCCUACGACGCGGACCUGCUGGCUCCGAUUGAACUGAGCGACUUUGGCGCCAGUCGGAAGAGAAGUUACGCCAGACCUGCCAUUCGCAUGGGGUGA